GGAGUUUAGUAUUUGCCGAUAUAUAACAAUAUCGUUAUUAAUUAUUUGGUUACACAUAAUUGGCGUUUUUUUUUUUUUUUUUUUCUUGACAGUGACAUGUGUCAUUCUAAGGCCUCACAUAAUUCGACCAGCUAGAUGCUGCGGAACCGACACACCCUCUAUCAUUUUGCGGAAGCAGCUCCAAGGGGAAUUACGUUUUUAUAUAACCGUCUGGCUGCACUAGACAACUUCGAGAAGAAAUUAAGAAAGUUGUCACAGCAGUCUAUUUAACCACCGAAAUCAGAAAAGAUGAGUGAAGCCAAUGUAUACGGUAAUACCACAGAACCAGUAGAGCAGUCGAAGAGGUGGCUAACAGAUGAUCAUUUGGACAAAAAAAGGGCUGUGAUAAAGAUUCUAGAAGUGCUCUUGUCAUUCAUUGCAUUUAUAUGUGAAGAGGUGGUCAACAACUGCUCUAACUGUGGAGCGCUCUACUUCUUUGAAUUUGUCAGCUGCACAGCCUUCCUUUUUACCAUUUUACUGCUGAUCCUGCUUAAAACCACAUUGUUCAAGUCAGUCGGAGUUAGCCACCUCCCAUACGUGGAUUUUUUAUUUACUCUUGGAAUAGCAGUUUUGUUCCUGAUUGCCUCGUCUGCAUUUGCUGCCAGCAAUUAUGGAACCAAUCUGGAGAAUGCUGCUUUUGUCUUUGGAUUUUUGGCAACACUUGCAUUUUUGAUCGAUGUUGUCCUAAUUUAUAAGGACAAAGGAUUUCCAUGGAGCCCAAAGAAUCACGCGCCUACCAGCAACCCUGAAAAUAAAGAAUCAGAUGAGAAAGAGAAAUUGAAUUCCAACGGGAGUACAGCAAAUAAUGUUUAGGCAAGUUAAGGAUUCAUUUUCAGUGGAGAAGAUAUGCUUUUUUGGCCAUUUUUUAAAUUUGAUUUUAUUUGUUUUAUUUUUUAUCUCCAACACUACUGAUUUAAGUAGAUACGUGCAUUACAGCAAUGGAAAGAUACAGCUGUGUCAUCUAAUUUUUCCAUGUUUUUUUCCAUGUUU
This is a messenger RNA of Polyodon spathula (Mississippi paddlefish), 1029 nucleotides long. It is a transcript of the gene cmtm6, whose product is annotated as CKLF-like MARVEL transmembrane domain containing 6. The record is from RefSeq and is a predicted model, not a curated record. Gene Ontology annotation, cellular component: membrane. NCBI's taxonomy places the organism in Eukaryota, Metazoa, Chordata, Actinopteri, Acipenseriformes, Polyodontidae. Bases 289 to 852 code for a protein of 187 amino acids. The transcript has 5 exons.